AUAGCCAUGGCUUAUUACCAAGCAAGCACUGGCCAUCUAAUUGACUAUUUAUAAAUGUACAACUUGAGUUUAUAUGCUACCAAAAAAACACUUUAUAAUCAAAGAAACUGCAAACUCUUCUAACUACACGUCUUGACUCUAGUUUCAAGUACAAUGGAAGAGCUUUCCAAGAUAGCCAUGGCAUAUUACCAAGCAAGUACUGACCAUCUUCAAACGUUGGCUCGAGACUUCUUUACCGCGAUGGACCACGACGGCGAUGGCAAGAUAGAUCUAAGAGAGUUCUUGGAGUUCAUGAAAGAGGAAGGGUGUCAUCACAUGACUAACCCCUUCAUGUUCAACCAAUUGGAUCUUGACAAAAAUGGUACUCUUGAUUUUGUUGAAGUGAUGACGCUUUACUAUAUAAUCAAAAGCGGAAGGCCGUUUUGUGAUCAUUGUAGAAAGUUCAUCACUUCGACCUUUUUAACAUGUGUUGGGUGCUUAGAAGAUCCAAGCGAUCGUUCAUUCCAUCUUUGUCUUGAUUGCUAUAGUAGACAAGUAUGUGAUCACACUCACAAUGAUAUGUCGCGCUUUCUAGACAAUUACUCGUUACUUGAAGCGAUGACCAAGUUAAAAAUAGGCGAGUUAAGAUCUAGACCAUCUGAAACGGACUCAGUGGUUCCAGAUAAACCACAUUCAGCUGAUCAUAACCACACAUGGAAUCCAUCUUUGGCCAUGGUUCAAGUUCCACAACGACCGGCUCCUGUUCAUAACCAAUAUUGGGGGAGUCAAUGGGCUCCUCACACGUCUGUAGCUCCUUCUGUACACAACCAUACAUGGAUCCAAAACAAUUAUUCAUACAAUCAUACACCACAUUAUCAUGUUCAGCAACCGGCUCCAGUCAUCCCCCAACGACAACAAUGGCAGGCGGCGCUAGGAGCACUGAACGCGGCACUACAUAUAAGUGCCAUCGGUAGUAGCUUUUGUACCAUCUUAUGAUACAUUUGAUUUGGGCUAAAACGUUGGUAUGUAACUCUCGGGAUCUAUGUGAGUUUCAUCAAUAUUUUUAUGCUAUGAAUAAAGGCAUGUUUGUUCAACAAUACGAGGCAUCAAGACUCAAAUCAUUACAUUUUCUGCA
Messenger RNA from Helianthus annuus (common sunflower), 1114 nucleotides. RefSeq lists its product as uncharacterized. Bases 154 to 975 code for a protein of 273 amino acids. Gene Ontology annotation, molecular function: calcium ion binding. The record is from RefSeq and is a predicted model, not a curated record. NCBI's taxonomy places the organism in Eukaryota, Viridiplantae, Streptophyta, Magnoliopsida, Asterales, Asteraceae. The transcript has 3 exons.